Molecule: messenger RNA, 1731 nt
Organism: Heterostelium album PN500
Lineage: Eukaryota; Evosea; Eumycetozoa; Acytosteliales; Acytosteliaceae
Exons: 4
Coding region: 1-1731 (576 amino acids)
Biological process (GO): peptidyl-threonine phosphorylation
Cellular component (GO): cytoplasm
Molecular function (GO): ATP binding; protein serine/threonine kinase activity
Source: RefSeq, a predicted model, not a curated record
AUGAUUUCGAGAACCAACAGUUUUAAAGUUACAGAAGUAGAUUCUCUUACCAAUUCAUUCUCAUCGUUGUUGUCAUACAGGUCACGUGGACAAAGUAGGGAGUUUAUUCCGGAGCAAUCGGAUGAAAGUGCUGCAAGAGUCAUCCAUGGAAGCGAAACAUCAACAUCAUCUCUAACAGAAAAAGAACUGGUGGAAAAGAAGAUGGAAGAAAUUAAGAUGACAUUCAAAGCAAUUCGUGCAAGUGAACGUGUAGAUUUACUUUUUCUUUUGGAUUGUACUGUAUCCAUGGGUGAAUAUAUCGACAAAGUAAAGGAUGACUUGGUUGAACUGCGAGAAGAGUUGAAAGACAACUAUAAGAAACUAGAUAUGUUGUUCGGUUUCAUUGGAUACACUGAUUUCGAUAAGGCGGAUCGAUACUAUAAAUUGGAUUUCACCAACAAAACUUUAGAAUUUGUGAAAUUUGUAGCUUCGAUCAAAGAAGAAGGAGGAGAUGACUUUCCAGAGGAUAUGUUCGGCGGAAUGAACCUCAUAAAGCAGUUGAGUUGGAGGAAUAAUAGUACCAGAAUUGUUAUUCAUUUGGCUGACGCACCAUGUCAUGGAUAUGAUUACCACGAUAAACCAGACAACUAUCCAGAUGGAGAUCCGAAUGGCAUCACUUUGGAUACGUUGAUGAAUGAUAUCAUUUCUCUCGAUAUCAAUUAUUUCUUUGGUCACAUUGUAAAGCCUACCACAAGCAAGAUGAUUGAUAUCUUCAAUCAACGAUUGGUAACACUAUCAGAAAACAUGAAAUCAAUCAAUACAUUCGAUUCCAAAGAUAUAUCAACACUCAGCACUCACUUGUUGAAAUCAGUUGAAUCAUCAAUUUCAUCAUCAAGAUCCACUUUGACAAGUCAACUUAUUGGAAAGGAACCAAGAAUACCUAAAGUGUACACAAUUAUUAAAGAAGUUCCAGAUUUCUCAAGACUUCCACUUAUUCCAAUGUCAAGAAUCCAAUUCAAAAUCCCUAACUCUUUAGAUGCAUGUGUGAGUGAAAACUAUGAAGCUAGUUCAUUUAGAGAAGAUAUCGAGAUCAAAAUGGCACCAUAUCCAUUCUCACAAGGAGGAAAUCGUUUGGCAUACCAUGCUGUCGAUAAAGAUGGCAAUCGUAAGGUGAGAUAUUUGGAAGAAAUGGAAUGUCAAACUGUUGCUGCUAAAUUUGCAUUUGAUUUCAAUCAAGCCAUAGGCAGACAAUACAUCAAUUUUACAUUUACCAAAGUAUUGAUGGAUAAGAAUAGCGAACCACCUCAGUUUUAUUCAGUCGAAAAGUUCAUUGAAGGUGAUUAUCAAAAGUUCAACAGUAAUCAUGGUUGGUUUAAGGAAGACAAUGGAAUGCAUGAAAUCAUUCAGACAUUUUCUCAUUGGACAUACCAGGUAUCCAAAGGUAAAGCAAUGGUUGUCGAUAUCCAAGGUGUCAAAAUUGAUAAAGGUUAUUUGUUGACUGACCCAGCCCUCCAUUGUAUAACCAAUAUCAGAAGAUUCGGUGCAACCAACUUGGGUAAACCUGGAAUUAUCAAAUUCUUUGAUACUCAUAAAUGCAAUAAGCAUUGUCGUGAACUUAAACUUAUGAAACCUUCAUUCGAUACUCCAACAAAAACUACUUUCUCAUCUCCUCACAAUCUCCAUCUUCCCCUUUAUCACCAAACACAAUAUCACCUAUUAAAUAUGAACAUUGUUGCAAAAACGUUUGGUUGA